CCAGGUCAGACUUUCCUGCUGUUCUUCUUCUAACUUGGCUAAGCAUCAUCUCUUUCGUCUCAUCACUGGCCCCAGGUUUUUGAAGAAGCUGUGCUGGACAUUUAUGGACUCUAACUAACAAGGUUUCAAAUCACAAAAAUGGAAAGAGGCAGCAUCAGCAAAGCUUCAGAAAAUGGCCCCACAGACAAUGAUGGCCCCUUGGAGAAAAAGAGACCAGAAAAAGCAACAGUGCUUCAACAAGAUAUUGGUUUGAUGAGUGGCAUUUCCCUGAUUGUGGGAACAAUGAUUGGCUCAGGGAUCUUCAUUUCUCCUAAAUCAGUGUUACUGUACUCAGGAGCUGUGGGUCCCUGUCUCCUCAUCUGGACUGCCUGUGGAGUAUUAGCCACUAUGGGAGCCCUUUGCUAUGCUGAACUUGGUACUAUGAUCACCAAAUCAGGGGCAGAGUAUUCCUAUUUAAUGGAGGCCUUUGGAUCCAUUAUUGCCUACCUUUACUCUUGGACCACUGUUAUGGUGCUGAAACCUUCUUCAUUUGCCAUCAUCACUCUUAGCUUUGCAGAAUAUGCCUCUGCUCCUUUUUACCCUGACUGCACCCCUCCUCUCGUGGUUAUUAAAUGCCUAUCUGCAGCUGCAAUAAUCAUAAUCACUGGUGUCAACUGUUUGAGUGUCAAACUAGCAAGCUAUGUGCAGAACUUUUUUACUGGGGCCAAACUUAUUAUCAUCGUCAUCAUUGUGGUGGCUGGCAUCGUUCUGAUGGCUCAAGGAAAAACAGAGAACAUGUCAAAUGCAUUUGAAGGCUCAUCCACGUCUUUUGGAGCAAUUGGACUUGCUUUUUAUAACGGACUUUGGGCUUAUGAUGGAUGGAAUCAACUGAAUUUCAUCACUGAGGAGCUAAAAAACCCAUACAGAAAUUUGCCUCUGGCCAUCAUCAUUGGAAUCCCUUUGGUGACUGUGUGCUAUGUGUUUGUCAACAUAGCUUACUUUACUGUUAUGACGCCCUCUGAACUGCUGUCGUCUUCAGCUGUUGCAGUGACCUUUGGGGACAGAGUCCUUUACCCUGUGGCGUGGAUAGUUCCUCUGUUUGUGGCCUUCUCAACAUUCGGUUCUGCAAAUGGAAGCUGCUUCACUGCUGGCAGACUGUCCUAUGUAGCUGGUCGAGAGGGUCACAUGGUGAAAAUCUUAUCCUAUAUUAGUUUGAAACGCUACACUCCUUUACCUGCUCUCUUAUUUAAUGGAAUUUUGGCAAUAUUCUACAUUAUUCCUGCAGACAUCAAUACUCUGAUAAACUACUUCAGUUUUGCUCAGUGGGCCUUCUAUGGUCUGACAACUCUGGCUCUAAUUGUUAUGCGUUUCACCCGGAAAGAUCUCGACAGGCCUGUGAAGGUGCCAAUGGUCAUAGCUGGCAUCGUAACCCUGGUGUCCUGCUACCUUGUCUUGGCCCCAAUUAUCGAUAAGCCUGAGUGGGAGUACCUUUACUGCACCAUCUUCAUCUUCAGUGGACUCAUCCUUUACUUCCCAUUGGUCUACAAGAAGGCAAACUGGACACGCAAAAUCAUGAGGCCCAUCACCUUGUAUCUCCAGCUGCUAAUGGAGGUAGUUCCACCAGAGAAAACUGAAUAGGAAGGGACAACCUGUUCAGCUGAAUUCUUGAGAUCUCCUGCUGGAUUUUGGACUUUAUCAGGAGAAGAUCUGGUGCUCGUAUAUGAUCACUGUCCAAAAACAAGAACAUAUUCUGUUUGAAAAGCUAUCCCUAUGUUAGGGAGAAUGAAUUGAAACAAUCAUGAUUUUUAAUAAUUUAUGAAGAUAUCAUCGCAUGUCAUAAUAGAAGGUUAGGGCUGAUAGAAACAGAUGAGUAGAGUGUUGUAGCCAUAAGUCAUGGUUGUGCUGCAUUGAACAGUGGAAGAGUAUGCUUCCACCACGGUUUCUCGCCACACAUUUUGAUUCUGCAACUUUGCACUGAUGCAGAAAAAACAUACUUAUUGCCAGUUUUCUAAUAAAAAUUGACUGCUUUGUUGUUCAUGAACUUGUGAAACAGGACAGCCUGAAAAUAUCAGGCGUAGUUCAGAAAGGGUCUUUAUGCUUCACACCGACAUAUCUCUCUCUGUGUGAUAGAUUUUAGGAUAGAAUUUUUUUUUAUUUAUGUGCAGAAGUAAACAUCACUUGCAUUAAACAUUUGCUACCUGAAUUCAAAACCAGAAUGAAAAACAGCUGCUAAAUUCUUGCGGAGUCACAUUUCCAUAAAGGGAUACGAUUUAAUUUUGUUAAAAUGCAUUUAGAAAUGAGGCACAUGAGGGCUUCAGCAUCAUUGCUGCAGGAGGUUCUUUUUCUCUUAUUUGCCAGUUUAAAUUGAAUUAUCAAAUUUUAUCUUUAAAGGUGCAUUUUGUAAAACUUUCUUUAAUGUUAAGUUAUAUUGUCUCUAGACUGAGAGUGUUGUGCUACUCGCUGUUUAUUAAAGUUUUAAUCUUUUCAAACACAAAAAUCCAAUGAUAUUACUUUUAAGCUGCUACUUUUUUAAAACUUCACAAAUGUCUAAUCGAUUGAAAUAAAUCAGUUGAUUGCCAGUUAUAUAUAUAGGAAAACUGUGAGUCUUAUUUCACUGGAGGAAGUGUGAACAAGUGUGUUUAUUUAAAUUGUUCAAUGAAUAGUAAGAAGAAAAAUUGUCACUGCAAAUUCCAAUAAAAUAAAUUAAACUUUGUAGCUGUUGACAUUAUGUGAAAAGAUCCAGGGGUCUGUAUAUUUUUGCAAGGUCUUGUCACCUGAUUUUCCCUUAACAAAAAUAUUUAAAAUGAUAACACAUUUAGCUAAAUUACUGUAGAUUGUGAUGCAAGUAUGAUGAGGCAUUUGUCGUCAUAUUUUCAGGUAAGAGCAGGUUGUCCACCAGGUGUCAGUGUAGUACUAAUAUAUCAGACAUACUACUUAGUCAGAACGGUGGUUUUAGUUGUCAGUUUAUUUUCAUGUGUAUAUAACGUCAGCACUAAACAUAUAGAGAGAUUUACAUGGAUUACUGGUUUUCCUGCGUUUUCUACAGAAGACAUAAAAAUUAAAAACUACAUCUGCUGUUUUAAUUUAGUUGUAUAUUUAUUUUUAAUUAUUGCAGUGUUUUAAUAUGACAUUAGUUGCACAUGAUGACAUUUAUAGUUGGGCAUCACUUGGUGACAGGCAGAUAAACAAAGAUAAUUGAUCCCAGACUCCUCUGGAUAAUUGAUUGCUCCUUUAUUGCCCUCUAGUGGCAUUCAGACACAAACUCACAGGUAAAAAUGUUCAAGUUUAACCUGGAGGGUUUUCCAAAACCAGUGCUAGGAUCUUACUAGUCAAAGGCAGUGAUUGUCAAAGCUUUUGACAAUCACAGCUUUUGACUAGUAAGAUUGUAGCUGCCAGCAGGAGCGACAUGCUGUUUGUGUAGGCUCGUAUUUUUUAGGCUUUGUGGUGGUUUUGUGUGGAAAGCAGAAUCGAUUUAAGUUUUCACAGUUCAGAGAUGAACUGGUGUAGUCUUGCUUAUGAUUCAGGUUGCAAGUCUGUACAGUAACAUAAUAUUGCAUAUUUCAGUUUGACAAAUUUAAGGUUGCAUUUGAAAAUGUUUUUCAUCAUUUAAAGUUGAGCAGUUACAUUCUGUUUCGUCAUUCUUUUAUGGAUUUUCAAACCGAGGCUGUAAGAAAUAACAUUUUUCAUUUUAGUAACAACUAAAAGAGGGAGGGGGGCAAGAAUUUAUAAUGAACUGGCUCUUCAAGGGCUGUUGAUGCUUGUUAGGGGAUCCAAACCUUCUCUCCCUCCUUUUCAGUGUGAAUGUUUAGUGCUGUAUUGCGUUACACGAGCAGUCAAGGACCUUAUUUGUUGUAAAAACAGAAUAAUUUCUCACCAGUAACCCUCACCCAACGAGCCAAUUUGAAUUGCGGUUCUGUUUGGUAUGUGAGCAAUAUCUUCACAAACAGCAAAGUGCACUUGACAAAAUGAGGCAUCAUUUGCGGUGCUGCUGCUGUGGCUGGUGUUGGAUGUGCUGAUGAAGUAGUUUACUUCUCAGUUCCAAGUCAUAAAUUAAUGCCUACUAAAUAGAUGAGCUGUAAAUGAAUUGGGAUUUAUAGCUUUGACAUUGUCAGACACGUCAGCCAACAGAAUAAGCACGUGCAAAUCUUUGUUGACAUGUUAUGACUUCGUAGUCAACUUUGAAUCAGAGAAAUAUGCAGUUCCAGUAAAAUCUGUUUUAAUUACUUGACUUUCAUGGGUACUAAAACAAAUUAACUCUUCUGGCCCAGUCAUUCAUCUUGUAACAGAUAAACUCACAAGAUGUUAUUGUAUUGUUAUUGAAUGGAAGCUCAACAAACCUCACCAUCUUUUUUCUGUUUAGUUAUACACCAUUUUAUUCUUUGCAUUCAAAUCUCUGCAGUUUUCACCUCAGUAAAAACUGAGGUGAAAACUGACGUGUCCUCCUCCAUUUUGGGUCAAUUAGUGAGUCUAAAUAUCCCUCAGAUUUGAAUGUGAUCAUGUGGUUUGUGUUGUUUGCAUCUGUGAUUGACUGUAAACUUGUUCAAAUCGCACCCUGAAUCUUCCCUGUUUACAUCUGGAGGUAGACAUUGCGCUGUAAAUAGUAAAUGAAUGUGAAUGGAACCUUUAUCUUUGUGUCUUAGUCUUUUAAGUACACUGGGGCCACAGGAUGAGAAAACACCCAACAAGUUGCAUUCCCCUUCAUCAUAGAGUGAGUCACAACUUUCACUUAUGAGAAAAGUAUGAAAGAAUUAUGACUAUACAUCUUAGUUUAGCAGAUGUAUAGCUAAGCUAAGAUGUAUAGCUUAGCUAUAUAUCUUAGCAUACAUCCAGGAUGUAUAGCUUAAAAAUGUGACUCCUUUCCACUGCUGUUUUUACUGUGAAUUCUGGUUUUCACUAAUGCCCUAAUGUUGUAUUUCUGUCAUUAAAUAGGAGACAUUUUCUAAAUACUGAGUUCUGAAUUAAAAUAGAUCCUGAUGUUUGAUCACAGUUGACUCACAUGCAUUAGGCACAUAGUGCUGACAUGCUAACACUAAUUCUUUACUUCUGCACCCCCAGCUUCUCAAAGUGAAAAUCUAAGUUUUCAAGCUUUUUUUUUUUUAAAAAAAGAGCAAUGGUUCUCAAAGUUUGUUCAGCUAUAAUCACAGGGAGUUAUUUCCAUGUGUUAAUUGCUAACUUGGUCUGUCCUAAUCAAACUGUGCGUUGCUACAGUGGCAGACUGAUUGAACAUUAAUAUGGUAAAUAUUCUGCUGCGGAUGAGCACUCUUUAUGCACACAUUAUGUAGAUAUGCAUGCAGCACUGACGGCAUGGCCACAUACUCAGACCGACGCAUACAAUACGCUCAAAUAUCGCUUCAUUAAUGGUUAGCAGUUCUGAUGAGCUCUAAUCUGCAUGUCAUUAUCAUGACAUUACUGCACUUUUGCAUUUGGUUACUAAAUUAGCAUUUGGAUUAGAGGCUCGCAAUCAUUCAGCGACCUUUCCAAAAACUGCAUUAUAAUGCAUCCCUAAUGAACCUAUGCUACAAAUGAAACCUGUGAUUGUUCUGAUUGUUUACAUAUUUUAUAAAAUAAUACUCCUACCCUCCAAGCUGCACCAGACCAUUGGGGUGAGGAUUUUAGCUGUUUUUUUAGGUUUGGGACUUGAAUUUCUUAGUUUACUUACUGACUUCCAUGUUAUUCUG
Molecule: messenger RNA, 5657 nt
Organism: Gambusia affinis (western mosquitofish)
Lineage: Eukaryota; Metazoa; Chordata; Actinopteri; Cyprinodontiformes; Poeciliidae
Gene: slc7a9
Product: solute carrier family 7 member 9
Exons: 13
Coding region: 139-1617 (492 amino acids)
Biological process (GO): amino acid transmembrane transport
Cellular component (GO): membrane
Molecular function (GO): L-amino acid transmembrane transporter activity
Source: RefSeq, a predicted model, not a curated record